Molecule: messenger RNA, 2087 nt
Organism: Oldenlandia corymbosa var. corymbosa
Lineage: Eukaryota; Viridiplantae; Streptophyta; Magnoliopsida; Gentianales; Rubiaceae
Source: the annotation of a GenBank genome assembly
AAACAAGGUUAUAUUGACUUUGAAAUUUCGCCAAUUCGAUGGCUUCAAUAGUUGGUCACAUUAUUGACCGGGCUCAAGUGGCCAACUCUCGUUUCCCUAUAUAAACCCUCCUUAGGGAGCAAUGAAUUGCAUCAUUUCAUCACUACUCCAUACAUUGUAUUCAACCGAAAACUUUAACCCCAAAUCAAGAAACCAGCUGUUAACGAAGAAGAGAGAAUCAUGGCUGCUCCAACCGGUUCGGUUAUCAUUCCCGACAUUUCCCGGGCUGACUUUGGCGAUAACUUCACCUUUGGAGCCGCUACUGCAGCUUUUCAGGUACUUCCUCUGUCCUGACAUUACUGUCCAGUUUCCAUUCUUAGUUUUAGAAUAAAUUGAUUAGGUUUAAUUUUGAGUUUGGAGAUUUUGUUUUGUUUAGAAAAUCUUUCAGAUAAUAUGUCAUGGAAUCUAUAAAUAAAAAAAAAAAUUAAAAAAAAAUUCUGUGAAGCACCAAAUGAAAGAUUGCUCCAUCUUUAGUGAUGAAAUCAAAAAAUUGGUAUAUGAAUCGUAUAUAGGUGGAAGGUGCUGCUGCAGAGGACGGCCGAGCACCGAGUUUAUGGGAUACUUUCACCGUGCAAACUCCAAGCAACGUGAAAGAUGGAAGUAACGCUAAUGUUGCUGUUGAUCAAUAUCAUCGCUACAAGGAAGAUGUCAAGAUCAUGAAGAAAAUUGGUCUUGAUGCCUACAGAUUCUCAAUCUCAUGGCCCAGAGUGUUGCCGGGUGGAAGACUUAGCGCUGGUAUAAACAAGCAAGGAAUCGAGUACUAUAACAAUCUCAUUGAUGAGCUCCUAGCCAAUGGAAUUGAACCAUAUGUGACCCUUUUCCACUGGGAUGUUCCACAAGCUCUAGAAAGUGAAUAUGGUGGUUUCUUGAGUGACAGAAUUGUGGAUGACUUCCGUGAAUUCGCGGACCUGUGCUUCUGGGAAUUCGGCGACCGCGUGAAAAAUUGGAUUACUCUGAACGAGCCAUGGACAUUCGCCGUACUAGGUUACGCCGGCGGCGGCACCGCCCCCGGAAGGGGUGUGGUCAACACAACGGAACAUGUCAAAGAUGAAGUUCCUAAACACAGAUGCCAUGCUCCACAUUCCGAUGAUUGCAAUGAAGAUGGUGACCCCGGCACCGAGCCAUAUAUUGUGACACACAAUUUGCUCCUUGCUCAUGCUGCCGCUGUUAAAUUAUACCGUGACAACUAUAAGUGCCAAGGAGGUAAAAUAGGGAUCACCCUAGUUUCUCAAUGGUGGGAACCACUUACCAAAACUCCAGAGGACGUAGAGGCAGUUGAAAGGAUGGCGGACUUUAUGUUCGGAUGGUAUAUGGCACCAAUAACCUAUGGUUACUAUCCAGAAAGAAUGAGAAAUAUUGUGAAAUCGCGACUUCCUACAUUUACCGAUGACCAAAGUAAAGAUUUAGCAGGAUCAUUUGACUUCGUCGGUGUAAAUUAUUACACCGGUCGAUAUGCUUCGGAUAUAUCUAAGGAUCCAAUCACCGUCGUUUCUUAUAAUACUGAUAUGAUGGUCAAAACUCAAGUUAGUGACGUCAACGGCAAAUUGAUCGGGCCAGUGGCUGGUUCUGAUUGGCUUUACGUUUAUCCACUUGGAAUUUACGAACUCCUCAAGCAUAUUCAGAGUCGUUACAAGGAUCCAGUCAUUUACAUCACUGAAAAUGGUUACGAUGAAGUGAAUGAUCCCAAGCUAACAAUCUCACAAGCGCGAAGAGAUGAGAAAAGGAUUGCAUACAUCCAUGAUCAUCUCCAAUAUGUUAAGAAGGCUGUAGAUGAGAAAGUGAAGGUUCAAGGCUACUUUGUAUGGUCUUUCAUUGACAAUUAUGAAUGGCAAGAAGGGUACACGGUUCGUUAUGGUAUGACAUAUGUGGAUUACAGAAAUGGAUACGAAAGAUACCCAAAAUUAUCAGCUCUUUGGUACAUGAAUUUCCUAAACCCUAGCAAAAUCCCAAAGCAAAUUGCGGGUUCAAAGAGGCCAGCUCCAGACAAUGGAGAACAGGGUUCUGAUGGUCAAAAAGCCCCCAAGAGGAAAGUCAUCUACAAAGUUUGA